Molecule: messenger RNA, 1482 nt
Organism: Schistocerca gregaria
Lineage: Eukaryota; Metazoa; Arthropoda; Insecta; Orthoptera; Acrididae
Product: nipped-B-like protein B
Exons: 1
Coding region: 1-1482 (493 amino acids)
Source: RefSeq, a predicted model, not a curated record
AUGGACCAGGACAGGAUGAACUCUAUAGACCAGGAGAGGUUGAACAAUAUGAACCAGGACAGGGUAAACAGUAUACACCAGGACAGGGUGCACAGUAUGGACCAGGACAGGAUAAACAGUAUGGACCAGGACAGGGUGAACAGUAUGGACCAGGACAGGGUCAACAGUAUUGACCAGGACAGGGUGAACAGUACGGACCAGGACAGGGUGAACAGUAUGGAUCAGGACAGUGUGAACAAUUUGGAUCAAGACAGGGUGAACAGUAUGGAGCAGGACAGGGUGAACAGUAUGGACCAGGACAGGGUGAACAGUAAAGACAAGGACAGGGUGAACAGUAUGGACCAGGACAGGGUAAACAGUAUACACCAGGACAGGGUGAACAGUAUGGACCGGGAGAAGGUGAACAGUGUUGACCAGGACAGGGUAAACAGUAUGGACCAGUACAGGGUAAACACUAUGGAUCAGGACAGGGUGAACAGUAUGGACCAAGACAGGGUGAAGAGUAUGGACCAGCACAGGGUGAUCAGUAUGGAUCAGGACAUUGUGAAGAGUGUGGUCCAGGAAAGGGUGAACAGUAUGGACCAGGACAGGGUCAACAGUAUGGAACAGGACAGGGUGAACAGUGUGGACCGGGACAGGGUGAACAGUAUGGACCAGGACAGGGUGAACAGUGUGAACCAGGACAGGGUGAACAGUAUGGACCAGGAAAGGGUGAACAGUAUGAACCAAUACAGGGUGAACAGUAUGGACCAGGACAGGGUGAAAAGUAUUGACCAAGACAGGGUGAACUGUAUGGACCAGGACAGGGUGAAAAGUAUGGAUCAGGUCAGCAUGAACAGUAUGGACCAAGACAGGGUGAACUGUUUGGUCCAGGAGAGGGUGAACAGUAUGGACCAGGAGAGGGUGAAUAGUAUGAACCAGGACAGCGUGAACAGUAUACACCAGGACACGGUGAAUAAUAUGGACCAGGACAGGGUGAACAGUAUACACCAGGACAGGGUGAACAGUAUGGACCAGGACAGGGUGAACAGUAUAGACCAGGAAAUUGUAAAGAGUAUGGUCCAGGACAGGGUGAACAGUAUGGACCAGGACAGCGUCAACAGUGUAGAACAGGACAGGGUGAACAGUAUGAACCAGGACAGGGUGAUCAGUAUGGAGCAGGACAGGGUGAACAGUAUGGACCAGGACGGGGUGAACAGUAUGGACCAGGACAGGGUGAACAGUGUGGACCAGGACAGGGUGAAAAGAAUGGACCAGGAAAGGGUGAAAUGUAUGGACCAGGACAGGGUGAACAGUAUGGUCCAGGACAGGGUGAACAGUACGGACCAGGACAGGGUGAAAAGUAUGGACCAGGAUAGGGUGAAGAGUAUGGACCAGGACAGGGUGAACAGAAUAGACCAGGACAGGGUGAACAGUAUGGACCAGGACACUGUAAACAGUAUGGACCAGGACAGGGUGAACAGUGUGGACCAGGCAAGGUGA